Molecule: messenger RNA, 1096 nt
Organism: Ceratitis capitata (Mediterranean fruit fly)
Lineage: Eukaryota; Metazoa; Arthropoda; Insecta; Diptera; Tephritidae
Product: glucosylceramidase
Exons: 7
Coding region: 69-1034 (321 amino acids)
Biological process (GO): glucosylceramide catabolic process
Molecular function (GO): glucosylceramidase activity
Source: RefSeq, a predicted model, not a curated record
GCAGUCGUGAUUUGAUAGUCAUUUAAAAAGCAACUCGAUUUCGCAUACCUCCAGUGUGGGAACAACAAAUGGCGAAGGAGUCGAAUUCUUUUAGAUUCUUAUUAGUGGCCAGCGCUUUGGCGAGUCUUGUGGCGAUCUCUACACAGUCAUGUGCCCUUAGAGAGUAUGAAACGGGUUUGGUUUGCGUUUGCAAUGCCAAAUAUUGUGACUACUUAGCUGAUCCAACGCCGAAGGAGGAAUAUGAAUUUGCCGUUGUCUCAACCUCAAAGGCUGGUCUGCGCUUUGAAACACUCACCGGCUUGUUCAAUCUUUACAAGAAAUAUUAUAUCUUCGACUAUGAUAUGGAUUUGGGCCGAGUUCUGCCAGCUUCAACAAUUGGAAGUGUUCAAAUAGAAAUAGCUCGUGAGAAACGAACGCAGAAGAUUCCAGAUUUCAGCGGCUCUUUCCAAGGUGCAGUUAGCCAAAUACUUCAGCAGUUACCAAAAGCUUUACAGGAGCACAUAUAUAAAUCCUUCUAUUCACAACAAGGCAUUGGCUUGAAUCUCUUACGCUCCGCCACUACAUCUGGUGUUGGCGUAAAGUCUUCGCAGAAAACUGCACCCAUUCUUGGCUUUUGGGCGCGUGGUGAGCAGUUUGCACAAACCCUUUUGCAGGACAUCGAACAGGGCUUUAACGGUUGGUUCGAUUGGAAUUUGGUAUUGGAUGAAGAGGGUAGUCCGAAUUAUGCGGAAAAUUACGAGGAUGCGCCAAUAAUUGCAAAUUUGACAAGUCGCCUUGAGUUCUACAGACAACCAAUGUUCUAUUCAAUGGGUCAUUUUACGAAAUUCUUGCCUAAAGGUUCUGUCCGCAUAUCGGCUGAGAGUACAAAUCCUCAAGUGAGCACGGUUGCCUUCCUGAGACCGGACCAGAGCGUGGCUGUUUUGGUUAUUAAUAGUGAAUCUGCUGGCAUUGAUCUCGGCUUACAAGAUAACCUACGUGGCGGUGUUUUAUUCAAAUUACCACCAAAUUCUAUUCAUACUAUUUUAUACAAGUAAAUUAGAAAGGAAACAAAAUUUUAAUUUCCAUAUGAAAUAAUAAUUUCAUUAAUUCACUAGAA